AACUGAGGUGUCCGCCACGGAAAUCCCGCCGCAACAACUCUCGAUCGUCAAGCAUACACUCCGAUCUUAGGGACCGCGCUCCCGCCUAGCGCUGCUCCCUAUCGAGUUGCUCGACUACAUCGCAUCCUGCGUGCCGGGGGUCAGAACGCGUGCCGAGGCGAACGGUAUCAGAGACGAGUUGAUGAAGGAGCGUUCUGUCGUCAUACAACAUGUCCAUGAGGAAUACUUCUCGCGGAUGUUCAAUAUGUGCGAACAUUAGGCUUCAUGGGGCCCGGCGCGAUGUCGAGCUCUGUCAUCGAUUCCGGUCGCCACCCAACUUGUCAAUUGAGAGGGCACAUAUUUGAACAUUCUGCUUGACGCGGAGUUCUGGUGUGCGCCCUGUAUUGAAUAAAUGCCUGAAAUAUACAGGUUGUGUAACUGCUUCUUCCUUGGAACCCGUCUGACAACGUGAGAAUCUGCAGCGCCCACACUGAUCGGCGGGGCGCUCAAAAAAUGAUUUCGAACAUACUGUACUUCCCUUUGGCCUCUUUCCUUGGACUCCCCUCCCAAUCGCACGGAGCCCUGGAUUCAAGAGAUGCUGACCCGUUUCGAAGACGAAUUCGCCAUCGGGGACAUGGCGGCUGCCUUGGGCGCAUUCAACAUUCCCGAGCUUCUGUCGUCAGCGAGCAGGGUAGUGGACAAGAGAUGCAUAAAAGCUAACCUUUAUUAGGAGGAGGAUUCAAUCCAGCAAGCACAACGAGUAGCAUUUUCCUGUUCGAAUACUAACCGACGCCUUGACAGAUCUUCUAGAGUUUGGAGACGCGUCAAACCUCAUAGCACGUCUAGGAGGAAGUAGGUACGGUACCCAGGGACUGUCCGAGCACGAUCUAUCCGUCCGAUUCCUCUCUGAGGUCAGAAUCAACUGUCACUCGCCAAAAAAGCCCUGCUCAAGGUAAUACCAGAUCGCCACCAUGGCAUAUGUGCGACAGAACACGUCGAUUCCCGUCCCCAAACUCCAUUACUACGAUCCAGAUCCCCACAAUGCCGUUGGAGCACGGUACAUGAUUAUGGAUGUGGUCCCCGGCCCAAGACUGAGCUUUGUUUGGGACGACUUGCCCCCGGAAUCGCGGCGCAGUCUCGUCUCUCAGACCGGCAAGCUCGAGAAACAGCUUCUCGACACGCGCUUCCCCGCCAUCGGCAGUCUCGUGGACGAGCACGGAGUACUGGGUGAAUUAUGCUGUCAAUACGGCAACCCAAAUCCCCUGCUCCCCGAGCACAGAGGCCCGUUCUCUUCCUCGCGGGACUACCUGCUCGCCCACGCCCGCUCAUCGCUGCAGGCCUACACGGACCGCGCAGCAGCUGGCGCCGACGUCGCUUUCUGCAACUAUGCGAUCCGAUGGCUGGGCCUUGCGACCGAGGGCAUCUCGGCGCUGACGCUGACGGACGAAGACGAGUGCUUCGCGUUCUACAACGAGUUCUACAUGACCCACAUCCACGUCUCUCCCUCUGACCCAACGCAGAUCAUUGGGAUGCUCGACUGGGAGGGGUCUGCGGUCGGGCCGCUUUAG
Mycena citricolor is the source of this 1547-nucleotide messenger RNA. The record is from the annotation of a GenBank genome assembly. Lineage: Eukaryota; Fungi; Basidiomycota; Agaricomycetes; Agaricales; Mycenaceae.